This is a messenger RNA of Terrapene triunguis (Three-toed box turtle), 906 nucleotides long. RefSeq names its product olfactory receptor class A-like protein 1. The transcript has a single exon. Gene Ontology annotation, cellular component: membrane. The coding region runs from base 1 to 906 and encodes 301 amino acids. Gene Ontology annotation, biological process: G protein-coupled receptor signaling pathway. Gene Ontology annotation, molecular function: pheromone receptor activity. Lineage: Eukaryota; Metazoa; Chordata; Testudines; Emydidae. The record is from RefSeq and is a predicted model, not a curated record.
AUGGUGGGGAUCCCAGGGAACCUAGUCAUCCUCUAUGCCUUCACCCACAUGUUAAUGUGCCAUGGAAAAGUCACGCCCUCUGAAAUUAUACUGAGCAACCUCACGCUCUCCAACCUCCUGGUUAUCCUGACCCAGGGGAUCCCCGUCACCCUCAAAACCUUUAGGCUUCAGAAUAUGUACAAUGACCUGGUCUGCAAAAUUACCCUCCAUAUUUACUGUGUGGGCAGAGCCAUGACCAUCUGCAUCACCUCUCUGCUGGGCUGUUUCCAGUGUAUCCUCAUUGUCCCAUCUCCUUGCAAAUGGUUGCGCUUGAGAGAGAACCUGCUGAAAAAUCUCUCCUCAGUUAUGAUUUCCAUGUGGUGCUUCAACCUUUUUGUGUGCAGUACCCACCUGGCUUAUUCCUCCUCCCAGGCUGCUGCAAACUCCUCCAUCAUCAAAAGCCACACAGUGGUGUACAACUUCUGCUACAUGGUGUUCCCCAACCACCUUUUGUACUUGGGAAACGGGGCGGUGUCUGUCAUUCGGGACUUGUUCUUCCUGGGAGUCAUGACUCUUUCCAGCUGCUACCUUCUCUCCAUGUUUUAUCAGCACGGGAAGCAGGCAAAACAUCUAUUGGGGCUGCACACAAAGCAUGCGGAGAUCCAGGCAGCCAAAGCCGUGGUGGCCCUGUUAAUCAUGUACCUUCUCUGUUUCGGGCUGGACAGCCUCUUCUGGAUCUCUACCCUCUGUAUGAAUCCUGUCUCACUGAGCUUCAUUGAUGCCCGGAUGUUCCUUGAUUCCUGCUACUCGGCCAUCAGCCCACUGCUGAUUAUCCUGACCAACAAGAAGGUACAGACAGCUUUGAAAUGUGCAACCAGGAGGAGACAGUUACCAGGUGCAGACAGCAUCUCAAAGUAUAUCCAAUAG